UGCUCCCAACUCACAACUUAAGUCCUUCACGGCAAAACAACAUGCGCUCUUUGAACCUGUGCAUCUUCCUGAGCUUGACAGCGGCAGUGGUUUACUCCCUGCCCCUAGACAGAGAACAACCGCCACAACAAAUCACCCAUAAAGAUGAAGAAUUUGCAGAGAGCUACCUCAAGAGCUUCUUCAACCUCACCAAAGAGCAUGAGAGGUCUUUUGGUCGCCGGGGGGUCAACCCCAUGGUCGAGAAGCUCAGGGACAUGCAGCGCUUCUUUGGCCUGAGUAUCACUGGCACUGUGGACGCUGACACCAUGCAGAUGAUGAAGAAGGCCCGCUGCGGGGUCCCCGACACCCAAGUUGCCAGCUUCUCCACUUUCGCGGGGAACCUUAAGUGGCAAACAACGGCCCUCACCUACAGGAUUCUGAACUACACUCCGGACAUGUCCCGGGCAGAGGUAGACGAUUCUGUGGAAAAAGCGUUGAAUGUUUGGGCCAGGGUCACUCCCCUGACGUUUCGAAGGAUCGAGCGCGGUACCGCUGACAUCAUGAUCUCCUUCGCGCGCCGAUCGCAUGGUGAUGACUACCCCUUCGACGGCCCCCAGGGCACCCUCGCCCACGCCUUCGCCCCGUCCACGGGGAUCGGCGGCGACGCCCACUUUGAUGAAGACGAGGAUUUCACCUACCGCUCAACAAGAGGUUAUGUUCUUUUCCUGGUUGCGGCCCAUGAGUUUGGACAUUCCCUGGGCUUGGGCCACUCCAGGGACCCCGGUGCGCUCAUGUACCCAAAUUACAUCUACAAGAACCCCGACACGUUUCAGCUGCCCCGCGACGAUGUCAACGGAAUCCAGUCCCAUGUCCAUCCAGGUCCUAACGUGACCCCAAUUGAAACCACACCACCCACAACCCCCAACUCCUGCGACGCAACCAUGGUCCUCGACGCUGUGAGCACCCUGAGGGGCGAGAUGCUCUUCUUCAAGGGCAGUUUCUUCUGGCGUAAGCACCCCCAGAGCCCCAGGGCCCGGCAGUCCCUCAUCUCCAGCUUCUGGCCCAACGCCCCCGAAAAAGUCGAUGCUGCUUUCGAGAGCCGCCAGACUGACCGAGUCUAUCUAUUCCAAGGUCGUCAGGUCUGGGCUUUCUCCAGGUAUGAUCUGGCGAGCGGCUUUCCCAGGAAUAUCGACUAUUUCGGUCUGCCUAGGAACGUAAACAAAAUCAAUGCUGCCUUGUACGAUACCCAUACGCGCAGGACCUUGUUCUUUGUGGGCGACCAGUACUAUAGUUAUGAUGAGGCAAGACGAACGAUGGACGCAGGAUUCCCCAAGUCAAUAGAAACCCUCCUCCCAGGACACACCAGCAAGGUGACGGCUGGAUUCCAGUACAGAGGUUACACCUACAUUUACAGCGGGUCCAACAUGUUUGAGUACAGCCUGAGGACCGGAAGGCUGUUCCGUUCCCUGAGAAACGAUUACUUCCUGCCAUGCGCUAACUAGAAGAAUCUGACCUCAUAUUGUGUUUUAACAACCAAUGGCAGUCACAGUGAACAAACCAGUGUUACAUUUCUUUAUAAUAUAUUUAACAAAGAUCUAAUAAUUUUGUAGUAACUUUUAUUUUUUAAUAAACAAGAUUUUUCAAUCCUAAUUUAUUUGUACUAUGCAUCGACAAAAGAUUAAUUUAAACAAUAAAGACAUUUGAAUGUAA
Gadus macrocephalus (Pacific cod) is the source of this 1689-nucleotide messenger RNA. RefSeq names its product collagenase 3-like. NCBI's taxonomy places the organism in Eukaryota, Metazoa, Chordata, Actinopteri, Gadiformes, Gadidae. Gene Ontology annotation, biological process: collagen catabolic process; extracellular matrix organization; proteolysis. The record is from RefSeq and is a predicted model, not a curated record. Bases 42 to 1481 code for a protein of 479 amino acids. Gene Ontology annotation, molecular function: metalloendopeptidase activity; zinc ion binding. Gene Ontology annotation, cellular component: extracellular matrix. The transcript is spliced from 10 exons.